UCCGGUCUCGCCCGUCUUGCCACCAUUUCCCCCCUCAGCCCCAUCUCCCUCCUCCGCCGCCUCUCCACCAUGUCUUCCCAGCCCAUCAGCCCCGCCGUCAUCAACCGCGUAAGUCGGUCGUUCUGCGCCCCCGCGCAGCACUCACGCUCCCACAGCCACUUGUCAUGUGCGGCCCCUCAGGCACUGGCAAGUCCACUCUCCUCAAAACCCUCUUUGCCAAUCACCCCGGGCAGUUUGGCUUCUCCAUCUCUCAUACAACCCGACAGCCCAGAGCUGGGGAGGAAGACGGAAAGGACUACUACUUUGUCACAAAGGAGGACUUUUUGGCCAGGGUCGGCAAUGGAGAGUUCCUGGAGUGGGCAGAGUUCGGUGGUAACUGCUACGGAACCACUUUUGCGGCUUUGACUGCCCUCCACCCCCGUCGAUGUAUCCUCGACAUUGAGCUCCAAGGCGUCCUGCAGCUUAAGGCCAAAGCUCCUCUCCAAGAGCCCCCUCUCUCUCCUGUGUUCCUUUUUGUUUCUCCCCCCACCAUUCCUCAGCUCAAGGAGCGUCUCUCUGGUAGGGGCACUGAGACUGAGCAGUCUAUCAGAAAGAGGCUCGAUGCUGCCAAGGCCGAGGUGACUUACGCCCAAGAGGGCAAGCACGACGUCGUUAUCGUGAACGACGAUCUGAAAGAGGCCGGGAGGAAGCUGGAGGCUGUAGCGAUGGGUUACGAAAACUGGGAGACUUGUGGGGACAAGCUUCCGGCCCUUGAGGUGGCCGAUCUCGAUUAGAUGCGUUUAUGCCGCUUAAUAUUUGUUGUUCUAUGCAAUGCUGUGCUAUCCUUA
Cryptococcus amylolentus CBS 6039 is the source of this 827-nucleotide messenger RNA. RefSeq names its product guanylate kinase, variant. The transcript is spliced from 2 exons. Lineage: Eukaryota; Fungi; Basidiomycota; Tremellomycetes; Tremellales; Cryptococcaceae. Gene Ontology annotation, molecular function: GMP kinase activity. Bases 165 to 773 code for a protein of 202 amino acids. The record is from RefSeq and is a predicted model, not a curated record. Gene Ontology annotation, cellular component: cytosol. Gene Ontology annotation, biological process: purine nucleotide metabolic process.